AUGAUAUGGAGGGGAUUGGAACACCUGAAUCACAUGAUAUGGAGGGGAUUGGAACACCUGAAUCACAUGAUAUGGAGGGGAUUGGAACACCUGAAUCACAUGAUAUGGAGGGGAUUGGAACACCUGAAUCACAUGAUAUGGAGGGGAUUGGAACACCUGAAUCACAUGAUAUGGAGGGGAUUGGAACACCUGAAUCACAUGAUAUGGAGGGGAUUGGAACACCUGAAUCACAUGAUAUGGAGGGGAUUGGAACACCUGAAUCACAUGAUAUGGAGGGGAUUGGAACACCUGAAUCACAUGAUAUGGAGGGGAUUGGAACACCUGAAUCACAUGAUAUGGAGGGGAUUGGAACACCUGAAUCACAUGAUUGGGAGGGGAUUGGAACACCUGAAUCACAUGAUUGGGAGGGGAUUGGAACACCUGAAUCACAUGAUUGGGAGGGGAUUGGAACACCUGAAUCACAUGAUAUGGAGGGGAUUGGAACACCUGAAUCACAUGAUAUGGAGGGGAUUGGAACACCUGAAUCACAUGAUAUGGAGGGGAUUGGAACACCUGAAUCACAUGAUAUGGAGGGGAUUGGAACACCUGAAUCACAUGAUUGGGAGGGGAUUGGAACACCUGAAUCACAUGAUUGGGAGGGGAUUGGAAUACCUGAAUCACAUGAUAUGGAGGGGAUUGGAACACCUGAAUCACAUGAUAUGGAGGGGAUUGGAACACCUGAAUCACAUGAUAUGGAGGGGAUUGGAACACCUGAAUCACAUGAUAUGGAGGGGA
Molecule: messenger RNA, 774 nt
Organism: Staurois parvus
Lineage: Eukaryota; Metazoa; Chordata; Amphibia; Anura; Ranidae
Source: the annotation of a GenBank genome assembly